GAGAGAGGGAAGACUGAGGAGAGUGUAAGAGAGGAGAAGUAUUCAGGAGGACGUAUCUUAUCUCCAGCCCUGCGUCUCUUCUGUUGCGUCCCCUGCAGCAGGAUCUACCUCCGUGGUCCACCUCUGCUCCGAUGCUGCUUGGAUUCCUGCCUCUCCAGGUUAAAUGCGACGGACAUGCUGCCCACUGACUGUGCAUCUGCUGCUGCUGCUGUUUACACUAGGGCAUCAUGGGAGAUGUGGUUUGGUGCAGCUGAUGAGUUUGGAAAUGUGAUGGACAAAGACCAGAAAACUCUGCUGCUUUCCAUCGCCCUUUUUGGGAAUCCCGCGACGUAAAACCAUCCAGCUGUGCGAGGAAAGGUCAGGAUGGGCUGCCGUCUAACUCGGGCCAAGGCGAAGACUCGAGAGCCGACCCGACAAAGACAUCGUGAGGAGCUGCGCUAUGUGGACGAGUACGGGCAGCCGAUAUCGGUGCAGGUGGAUCGGAGGAGGGGGCGGGAUCAUAGAAAGAGACGCCCACAUUACGCAAAUGACCACAGCGUUCCGACGGAGAGGCACUGGGAGGCGUUGAGGGCCAUGCGACUGAUGGAAGGGGAAGAGGGCCAAGGAGAGGGCUACAGUGCUAGGCCCUACUACGGUCAUGUGACCAUGCCAGCUGACAUGUAUCCAGGCAAUAAUCGAAUGAUGGUGACCCAUGAUAUCUUUCCAACCAAUGGCUACAUGUCCAGAGGGUCAAAUGAGCAGCAUCAACCAACUAACUACCUGCCCAGUGUCUCGUACAGCUUGGACCACCUGGACCGACUGGAGUACCAGGGAUCGGAGAUGCUUCCGUUCCAGCCAAACUCAGAGAGCUGCCUCGUCGGCUGCUACAACACCGAGGAAGUCGAUCCAAAGAAUUUUGGGAGACAUCCUGACUACCGUCCUCCUUGGCGGUCUGACCACCAUCUUGGCUACCUUCCCCUCAGCGAGCUUGACAGCGGUCUUGGAUGCGGCCCAGACAGCCCACAUCAUCGAGUGCCCCUCUCUGAAGCAGAGACCGACGCCAUGUCUUCGCUUCCUGGGCACACACCCUCUUCACAGGGCUCUUCUUCCUCAUCCGAGUCCCUGAUCUCCUCCGAGCCCAGCGAUUCGGGAUUCCACAGCGUCAGCACCGGGGAACACAGGCUUCUUCACAAGAUCCACGGAGGCCACAGACACACACACCACCUUCGCUCAGGCCAUUCCCCGCGGGAGCAGAGAGGACGGUGGGAUUUGGAGUCCAUUCCUGAGACCACUCCGAUGACAGCGCCGCAGUCGUCCCGGUGCUCCGUGGGAAACAGCACCACCACCACUGUUCACUUUCACAGAGCGGAGAGAAGCCCGACAUUACCACGUCACCGCUCACCACCAUCACCCUCUACUGGUUGCCGCACUGAGCCCUGCCAGCGGAGGGCGCUGUGGUUGGACCAGCAGCAUCGUGGAAGUGGAACCAUCGAGGCACCAGGACGAAGUCAAACCAUCACAGAUCUGAGCGACAGACAGCGCCACCGCAGAGCAAGUCACCCCCACAUGCUGGAUCCCAACAAACCAAGAAGCCAGCAGCAAGACAACCAGAGGAGCCCAACCAGGGGCCCCCUGGGACCCAGGAGCAGGGCCAGUUAUCCAAACAGUCACCCACCUGCUCAUUUGGACAAGACCACUUUGACCAAUCAUCAAAACACAUUGAGAAACAGUCAGAGUACCAGUCGCAGCAGAGAGGACGAGCCAACCCCAAGGAGGCCUGGCUCGGCUUCAGUGGAAGUUCCUGAGUGGCGUGGAUUCCAGACACUUGGGACUCACGUGGAAAAACCAAGAGGUCUUUCUGUGCCAUUUUACAGCACACUAGGGGCUCCUCAGCGGAGCCCUCGCUCGCCGCCAUCUCCCAGAUCAAGACUCUCCAAUCAGAAGUCGGUGCGAAACCAACUCCUCAGAGCUCGAGCAUAUAGACUGGCAAGGGAGCGCAGCGAGGUCACCACAGAUGAGGAGGUGAGGGGUGACGGCGUGAGAGGUGGCGAGGGCGAUGGAGAGAACGGACAGUGGGUGGGAAGAUACUGGAAUCGCACUGAGCGCAAACGUCACAUGGCGCUAACGCGGCAGCAUCGAGACAGGAGAGGAGGGGAGGAGCAGGCGGAGGGGGGUCAGGGGCUGAUGUCAUCUCAGACUGUCCUGGAGCUGAGCCACAUGAAGCAGAACCGACUGAGGAACAGCAAGCUUCUGGACGACUGGACAACCGUCGAGGAGCUUCUGACUCAUGGCACCAGAGUGGAGACCGAUGGUCAACUCUGCCCCAACCCUCUGUUGUCAGUGACCACCGUGUGAGGAGAGAGACUUGCACACACUCCUGAGUGUUCAGUUCCUUGCACCCAGAAUAAUUUGGUGAAAAGAUUUUGGAGAAGUUUCUGAAUGCACUCUUGCCAAAAAUAGGAAAUUUGCACUCCAGAUGUCACUUUUUUGGAUAUCUUAUCGCUGCAAAAAUAAAGAGCCGAAGCAGAGCAACAAUCUUACAGCCCAUACCGUCUCAUUACAACUCGGGCCUGGAUGGAUUCGGUCGGGUUGUUAACACCCCAGAUUGCUUGUCACUGGUCCCAAAUAUCACACUAUUGGUUGUGCUACCUCGAGGAAAAAUGUGUUUAUGUUUCUAGUUACUGCCUUUUUAUUGCAAAUCUGAAUCAUGAAAUGUCGGUGAACUUUCCAAAAGUGCGAACAGUUGGUGCUUCUGCUCGCCCUAGCAUUUCCGCGCCUCAGAAUCGGCUAAACACCGUCCUCAGCAGCUGACCAGGAUUAUAUUUAAUCUUUAAUGUGUGCCAAGGUUUCAAGGAAAAACAUCUUAUCGGCUCUUUGUGCCAUUCUUCUUUGACUCAGUCACUACCAACGACACAAUGGAGUCCAUUUUACAAGCACAUUUUUCAUCCCUGGAUUAAACAAAAGCUUUUUAGAGAAGAAAGCUCCUUGAGUGACACUGAAAAUGUCAGAGCACUCCACGGCAAAGAGCAUUAUUCAUUCAGAAAAGUGGCAUUUAACAAUAAGACUCUGCAACAGGUAACAGCGCCUGGAUCCCACAAACCCCAAAAGAUUUAUCAUGCUAUAUGUGCAUGUCAUGUGGAUAGCUAACAGGAGGGAACAACCAAAUGCACUCUCCAAUAAUGUGAAAUAUUUCACAAUAAACAUAUUUUCUUACUUGUAUCGUGGAGGUUUGACUCUUGUCCACAUCAUCACAUUGAACAAACACAGAUUUGUAUGUGAGGUGUCACUAUUAUCAUUUCUAUAUUAGUAGAAAAGUCAAUAUUUGUUGACAAUCUUGACCACCUGUAAUGAUGUCACGGAGUACUUCUCAGUGGGUUUAUAUUACUAUUGAAAUGUCUAUUUUUAUUGGCGACGGCUGUGCUGUAUGUGUUUUGAUGUCUGUGCACAACAUGCAGUGAGCAAAUAAAGAAUGCCUAACACUUGUUGACAUGGUCUUCAUCCGUUGCCCGCCCCAGAAACGUCUUGUUGCACCCAGUUACGGGUUCCGGUUGUGGUUUUAGUGCUAUAGUUACUGAGGCAGAAGUGGGCGGAGCUAUGGUUGGUAGCGCUCAGUAUAAAAAAAUGGCGUCUUUGACAGUUCAUACAGAACAACAUACAGCAGAAUGAUAGUUAUAGGUUACCGUUAGUUAUGAUGCUUCUUCUCUGCAUUCAUAUUCUUCAUAGCUCCGCCCAGCAACAGCCUUAACAGUGUGUUCCAGUUACUGUGAAAGUGGGAAGUCGGAGCUGGGAAUGACACGUCUGCGUUCCAAUUAUAAGUUGGAAAAUAAAGGUAAGCUAUUCUCACACAUGCCUUGUCUGGAUAUAAAUAACUCCAUUUGCAGCUAGCAAGCCCACAGGAUGAAGGGGAAAUGCAAAUUAUUUUCUAGGCGUAGUUCAUUGAUUCACAUUUCUACUUCCUGUUUACGUUUGGGGAAGCCAUCUUGGAUUGCAACUUUCCAAUUUGGUAGCAAAGCCACAUAAAAUUAAUGUUUUUUGAGCAUACAAAGCGAAGUGAGGCACAAAACUCAUAACCUACAGAUAGUCCUGCUCUGUGACCGUUCCUAUGACAACCAGGGAUUCUAUAGCUGCUGAUCGCUCAGCUCCUGGCCUGAUCACCAUGGAGAUGGUUUGUGGAGGAUGACGGUACCUUUCCUGCUGACGCGCGUCAGUUAGAGGCCAAACGCAGCAGCGGCAUUCAACCCCCCGGCGUCGCAUCAGACCCUCUCGGCUGGUUUUUAGGAACCAAAACUGGGCAAUCGAAGGACAUUCAACAAAGGAGUCACUUUUCAGAAACCUCGCUGAUGGAAUCUCAACUGCGUCAUCAACUCAGUUGACAACAACGCUGCUUCAGAAUCUCCUCCCACCACCGCUUGUCCUUCCCUGUCUGCCAUGAGAGUCUCACCACCACCCUCAACAAGUGCAAGAGCAGCGAGUGCGGCCUGUCAAGGUGAGGCACCGGCUUGUCGGCUGGAGUAUUGUCCGUUUUAGUCUCUGCUGGUGUCAGAACACGGAGGGCGAGUUCGCAGUGGUCCCGCGCCUCCUCUAACUGGUCCACCUCCUGGAAACAGCUCGACAGUCCCACCAGAGUGAAGAUCCAAUGGGUGGACGAUGGUGGCGGUGCUUGAGCCAGGUUGUCAUAGUAACACGCCCAGCCCAGUUUGUUUUGCAGUCUCUUGGCGUUAAGCAGAGGUCCCAGCGCCUCCUGGUAGCGUCCCACCCUCAACAGAACAAGACAAGCUUCAGUCUCAGAACUAGAGUUUGAGGAUCACAGCGACAACAUGAUAAAAAAGAUUCCUGGAAUUGCCACGAGCUCAUGACGCCACUGAUGCAAAACACCCAGAGAAGACCUACUUGCUGUGGAUUCCCCUUGCAGAACCGUCUUCCAGUAGAAAGUAGAAACUUUUGAUUUAUUAAGUCUGUUUCGCUGACUUCCAACUGACCUCGCAGUCGACUCACCACAUAUUUUGAGGAGCCGUCCUGCACCACGCUGGCGUCCGUCACCUCGAACACUGUCGUGAAGCUGCCGAGUCAGCAGGGAGGAAGGAGAGGGACCAACUGGAGACAUGCCUACUGGACUGGUGUCUGGAGAAGAUCCCUUUUGCUGUUGGUGAAGUAGAGACCUCAAAUCAGACAUCAAAGUUUUAACUCACCCAUGCUGCUC
Messenger RNA from Synchiropus splendidus (mandarinfish), 5179 nucleotides. RefSeq names its product serine/arginine repetitive matrix protein 1-like. NCBI's taxonomy places the organism in Eukaryota, Metazoa, Chordata, Actinopteri, Syngnathiformes, Callionymidae. The transcript has 11 exons. The record is from RefSeq and is a predicted model, not a curated record. The coding region runs from base 364 to 2334 and encodes 656 amino acids.